Molecule: messenger RNA, 1297 nt
Organism: Oreochromis niloticus (Nile tilapia)
Lineage: Eukaryota; Metazoa; Chordata; Actinopteri; Cichliformes; Cichlidae
Gene: parp11
Product: poly(ADP-ribose) polymerase family member 11
Exons: 8
Coding region: 121-1146 (341 amino acids)
Cellular component (GO): nucleus
Molecular function (GO): NAD+ poly-ADP-ribosyltransferase activity
Source: RefSeq, a predicted model, not a curated record
AGUGAUGAGGAGUCAGAAACACCAGUAGUUAAGUCAUAGAGAGGAAGCAGGUUACUUUUUCAGCUUUUUCUUGAUAUAAUCAGUUGAAUUUCUGACAACAAGAAACAACAACAACAAAAAAUGUUGGAAAAUACAGAAGAGGAUAUGGAUACAUCUGACACCCCUGGGUGCUGGUAUUACCUGGCUGACUAUGGACAGUGCAGCCAGUUUGAGAAACCACAACGACAAAAAAUGGGGGAAAAUACAGAAGAGGAUAUGGAUACAUCUGACACCCCUUGCUGGUGGUAUUACCUGGCCGACUGUGGACAUUGGCACCAGUUUGAGGAUGACCACAAUCUCACCCUUAGCAGUGAGGAUGUUGACACGUUUUACCUGAAAAACUCCAAGGAUAUUUUAAACACAUCUUCUUUCAGUUACAGGAUUGAUUUCUCUGAAAUGCUACUGACAGACCUCACCACAACGAGGCAAAAAAGAAUCAAGAGGAGUUACAACACUGAAAAAAGGUGUUCCUGUUUCAGCCUCCCUUCCUGGGAAUCAUUUGAUCCCGAAUCGCCAUACCAGUUAAUCCCUCUGAGUGAACACUCCCCCGAGUAUCAGACAGUGGAACAUUAUGUAAAGACUGAUGGGGUGUUGGGCAAAACCAUUCUGUCAAUCAACAGGAUACAGAAUUUGGAUCUUUGGGAAUUAUAUUGCAGGAAAAAGAAACAGCUGAUGAGGAUUCAAGGCAUUCAAGAAAUUCAAGAGAAACAACUCUUUCAUGGGACCGAUAUUAAAAAUGUGGAUUACAUUUGCAAGUAUAACUUUGAUGUACGGUUAGCUGGACAACAUGGCAGCACAUAUGGCAAAGGAAUUUAUUUUGCCAGAUAUGCAGCAUAUGCCGACGGAUACAGUAAGAGCAGCUCGAAACCACUGCCAGUUUAUGGUGGGGAAACACAACGUGUACACUCUGGAAAAACUAAAAUUAUAUUUUUGGCUCGGGUGAUGACUGGAAAACCAGUUGUUGGACGAUCUCAUUUCCAAAAACCCGAUCAUGGGAGUCCCGAAAACUUGCAUGACAGCUGUGUUGAUGAUGUCUCUCAUCCUAAUAUUUUUGUCAUUUUUGAUCCAAAUCAAAUAUAUCCGGAGUAUGUGAUUCAGUACAGCUGAGCGCAACAUGUGCAAGAUCAACAUGGCUACCUCAAACGGUACAUUUCAAGCAUAACUCCUGAUGGCUUCGAUGAAGUUUUUACAGCAUUUUGACAACAUUUUUAACAUUUUUUUGACAAAUUUGCAAUAAACUAGGUCGUUUUCAGCAAGA